CUUAUACUUGGAGUCUAAAUUACAUUUAGACAUUCAAUUCAAAAAGAAUUUUCCUCCUGUAUCUGUAUUUACACUUAAUACUACAUGACUUUUCCAGGGCAAUCACACAUUUUACACUACCCUGGGCUCGACUCCAUAAAGUGUUAUACAUACCACUUUCCACAACUUGAUAUCAUUGCUUUUUGUUAAUUGCAUUUGUUUAAUCAGUACUAAUAAGUAUAAGAAAACAUCCUACCAAAUGACAUAUAAGGUCAUAAUAAGAGGCACUUGCACACUGCACUGCUGUUUUCACUUCUGCAAUUAGCAGUCGUCAUUUCCUUAGAUGUCUCUGUCAGUCUACCAACAUUCUUGUGAUUUUACACCUCUCAGCUUUGGUAAAUUUCCCCUUUAUUAUGCAGUUAAGUACAUAUUUUUAGCUAGACUUCAGUUAAUCUAGAGUCGUGAAUAUGAAAACACUGAUCUCAUAGUGUUUGUGUUAGAGGGACAAAUUUUCCCCUGAGAACCACUAUUGUUAUUUUAUUUUAAUUUUGUUUUUGAUAAUGUGGAUGCAUUUUUAAGAUGUGUAUUUAUUAGAUCUGAUUCAUUCUUGGCAAAUCAUUCUCUUCCCCUUCCUUAAGAUAUUUAGUGGGAGUCUCUGGCUCUGUCACAUUGCUGAACUUUACACUUAUAACUGUAGUUCUCCUUUUACUUACACAGAUAUUUGAAGUGGUUAGUUUCAAAUGCCAUACAUGACUAUGCUAAAUCAUAAGCCCUAAUGUACAACUCUGAGUGUUUACUACGAUGGAGAGACAAUGGAGAUUUUUAGGUAAUUAAGUGACUUUUUUUAUUCAUCUUAGUUGACUGGAAGUGUUCUUAUAGUAAUUUAAUUGCAACAUCUCUUAUACCUUGACUAUGACUAACAGGUCAUAACAUUUAUAUCACCCAUGACUAUGUAUGGUAGUAUAUUGUAGAUGCUUAAUUGAAUGCCUCAUUAAUAACUAGAGGCUUUGUUUAUAUAGCUUUUACUGUGAGCCUUUCACCAUAAACGUUUUAAAUUAAUUCUCAGAUCUACUAACAUACAGUCACCAUGUAGUUCUGCAAUCAAAGUAUUGUUACUGUUGCAACUGUUUUGAAAUGCAAUGUGUAACAUUGAUGCUGUGAAAAGUGUGACAGAAUUUAUUUUAGGAAACUUUUUUUUUUUUUAAUGAUCAAAGUAGCAACUAAACGCUACAGUUAAUACUACAGUUAAAGCUAAAUGAAUAAAAAUGUAAUUUAAAAUUAAUUCAAAUUUAAUUUUUAAUUUAAAGUUUUCCUAAAAAUAAAAAUCUGUUAUUUAUUCACCCCCAUUUUCCAUUAUAUUUCUAUCUUUCAAAGAAUAUUUAUAUGCAGCUCUUUUCAUAAAUGUCAUAAUGACCACGUCUGUCAACCUUCAAAAAUUAUAAAAUGAUCAUGAAAAUAGCCUGUUUAGCCAUAUUCUAAUUCUUCUGAAACUUAGUUAAAUUUUUUAUUUUUUUUUUACUUUUCAGAAAAGCACACAAAUCAUAAAUAGGUAGACUACUGUAUUUUUGUAGAUACUGUACUAUUGUAUUUUUAGGUUGUUUCUGGUCCUUUUUGGAGCUUGUUAUAUGGAAAAUAUCAGAAAAUUCCAAAAUACAGCAUAUGGGUUUUUUAACCCAUGAGAGUGAGUAAACAAUGACAGAAUUUUAAUUUUUUUGGCCAAACUAACCCAUUAACAUCUGUUUUUGUUUUGUUUUUGGAAGUGAUUUGCAAUGAGCAAAACAUUGAGAAAAAAAAAAAAAAAGCUAACAGAAUGAAGGAGGGAAACAGAGAAGUAUGUAAAAUAGUACACAAAAGCACAUGCAGAUACAGUCACUAUACUAAAGAGCCAAUUAGGAGGGACAGCGAAGGGGAGAAAUGGCAGAAGCCCUUCUGUUUCUGCUUCACUGAAUUAUUGAGUGUAAUCAUCCAGGCCUUUAAUGGCUGGUCCAGAGUGGAAUUAAUUUGGGUGGUGUGGGAUAAAUAAUGCAUUAUGGGUAAGGGUGGAUCUGAGCGUGUGCAAGAGGUCUCUCUCCUCCAGCUGCCUCUGCAUGAUGAGGGUGGGAGGGGCCGGGAAGCGUGCCGCUCCGUGCAGUGGGCCAGUGGGACAUGAAAGGGGGGAGAGAGAGAGAGGAGGGGAGGGAGGAAGACAGAUGCUGUCCAGAGCAGGCGGAAGAGGUGCAACAGGGCGAGGCUCAGGAGGAGAGGAGAGUGCGGAUCCCAACAUGUGGAUGGAGGACAGUGUUGCUCAGCUAUGAACACCAUGCUAAGUCCCAAGAUUAGACAGUCCAGGAGAGCCAGGUCUAAGAGCAUGGUCAUGGGGGAGCUCUCCCGUGGCUCCAGCCGGCCAUCGUCCCCCAGCCUCCAAGACAGGGCGCUGAAAGCAGGCUGGCUUAAGAAACAGCGCAGCAUCAUGAAGAACUGGCAGCUGCGCUGGUUUGUGCUUCGAACUGACCAGCUCUACUUCUACAAAGAUGAAGAGGAAACCAAACCACAGGGAUGUAUCCCGUUGCAGGGUAUUCAAGUCAACGAGCUGACAGCCAAUCCUGAUGAACCUGGGCGGCAUCUUUUUGAAAUAGUUCCAGGCUGUACAGGAGAGAAAGACAGAUCGGCUCUCAGCCAUGAGGCUUUCCUGCUCAUGGCAAACUCCCAGAAUGACAUGGAGGAUUGGGUCAAAGCCAUUAGACGUGUCAUCUGGGCUCCCUUUGGAGGAGGUAUCUUUGGCCAGCGCCUGGAGGACACAGUACAGUAUGAGAGAAAGUUUGGACCCCGACUGGCCCCUCUGCUGGUGGAGCAGUGUGUGGAUUUCAUUCGGGAGCAGGGUCUGAAAGAGGAAGGUCUCUUUAGGAUGCCAGGACAGGCCAACCUGGUCAAAGAACUGCAGGAUGCUUUUGACUGUGGGGAUAAGCCUCUGUUUGACAGUAACACUGACGUUCACACAGUGGCGUCCCUCCUGAAGCUUUACCUCAGGGAGUUGCCAGAGCCUGUGAUCCCCUUUAACAAAUAUGAGGACUUUCUAACCUGUGCACAGCUUCUGCUAAAAGAUGAAGAAGUGGGUCUCAGUGAGCUUGUGAAGCAGGUGAACACUCUUCCUCAGGCUAAUUAUAAUUUGUUAAAGUACAUUUGCAAAUUCUUAGAUGAGGUGCAGUCACACUCGAAUGAGAACAAAAUGAGCGUUCAGAACCUCGCAACAGUUUUUGGACCAAAUAUCCUUCGGCCUAAAGUAGAGGACCCUGUUUCAAUGAUGGAAGGAACCUCCCAAGUUCAGCACCUGAUGACGGUGUUGAUCAGUGAACAUGAGCGUCUGUAUGUGGGGACUGAGGAAGAUGUGUCUUCCGAGCAGACAGGAAGUUAUCUUCCAGGUCAGCGAGGCAUGGCGGAGUGGAUCUCUGAUGAGGAGAUGCUGAACUGCUCAUCGCUGAGCCAGACGUCCAAAGUUGCAGAAAGUGUGUGUGGCAGUGCCACAUCUUUAGAUAUCAAUACAGGUGCCCCUAUCACUGCCAAAAUGACACCUCAGGGAAAAGCUGGCGUGACGGUCAGCCCCAGCAAACAGGCGAAAUCCCUCCCCUCCUGGAAAUACUCCUUCAAGAGCGGAGGGGUACGUGCUCAGCCUGCAAAAAUUGGGGGCUCGUCUGUGGACGUGUCCACCUUGCCCAGUACAGGCAACUGGUUGAUGAACGGGCUUUCCUCUCUGCGCAGCCAUCGGCGUACGUCAUCAGGAGAGCGCAUGGGCAAGGAUUCAGCCCUGUCACACCGUCUGUCCACUUACGACAACGUGACCUCAUCCAGUCUCAGCGUACCCAGCGUCGCAAGCACGCCAUGGUCCACAUCCUCCUGUGAGAUCUUAGUGGCCGACUCUGUGGGUAGUGACCCCUCUGGACUGAACUCUGUGAAGGUGGAUUGGUCAGCUGGAGGGUCUGUCCAAGGGCAAAGUGAAGACAGGAAUUCGGAGGUCACUGAGAGCAGUGAAGCACUGGAAAUGUGCGUGAGCAGUGCAGGCUGCAGUGAGAAUGGAAAUGGAGAAGAUGCGGUGAAUAUCACAGGAGAUACUGAUAUUAGCACGACAGCACUUAAUGGCCUGGUAACAGAGCUGAAAGACGAGUUAAAGAAACAGAAGGCCAACUAUGAAUCUCGAAUACGAAGGCUAGAGGAAUCAAGUGUCACUAUGCGUAACCAAAUGGAGAGACUAGAGGAGGAGUUGGACCAGGAGAAGAAAAAGAAUCGAAUGUUGGAAAUUAAACUCCGUAACUCUGAGCGGGCCCGUGAGGACGCAGAGACCCGUAACCGCUUGCUUCAGAACGAGAUGGAGGAGUUCUUCUCCACUUUGGGAGAUCUUACAUUGGGAACAAGGACAAGCAAAAUUUGACUGAACCUCUAACAGCCCUCCUGAUUUAACACUGAGAGACUAUGUGUUUGUUGUAGAUAGAAUUUUGAAAUCUCUCUGCUCAUGCAUCAUGAGUAUUCAGAGGUAAUUUUGUGCUGUUUUAUUACGGCGACUUGAUCAUGUGUAGCAGUUACACUUUUCUCUCUGAUCUUCAGUCUUACAUUUUAAAGGAAUAGUUCACACAAAAAUACAAAUUCAAUGGUUAUUUACUCACCCUCGUAUCGUUCCAAACCAAUAUGCUGAUUUUCUGCAGACAACAAAAGGAGAAUUUAAAAAAGUAAUGCACAUACCAAUAUGUAAAUCAAACUUGCCACUCGCUCUUUGUAAAUAAUAACAAUAUUUUCAUUUUCAGGUGAACUAUUCCUUUAAGGUGCCAUUCAUUUAUUAGCAUUCAUCACUUGCAUAACCUAACCUGCACAGAUAAUACCAAAGCAUGGCAUUUCUGACCAGACUGUUUCCAGUAUUGGCCUCUCACAUAAGACGGGUCAUUUUAAUGGCAUUUCCUGUUAAUGCAUGGUAUGAAAUAUGUCCUGCUGAACUGUCUCGAGGCUUUGGAGAAAUUAUCACACAAUCCUUUUUCAUCCAAAGUCUACACCAUUUACAACCAGUCACCAUAUACGUACAAGCUGCAUCCCAUCACACUGUGCCUCGCACUUCUAGACAUGAGAUCAACACUUACACCAUCAGACCUCACAGACACAAACUCUUUUCAGCAAAUCCCUUUAUUGUAAGUAAAAUGCACUAGAAGAAGAGACUUUAUUUCAGAUUAGAUGAGGUAACACCAUCCAAACUGUACAACAGUUUAAAUCUCAACUCUAUCAAAAGAUCACUUCAGCUGCAAGAUUGCCAAGGCUAGUAUUUAUUUAAGCUUAUUAAUGUACCUAGAACUAUUUCUCAGGUGGUGUUUUUCAAAACACUCAGUGAAUGAGUGUCUUUAUAUAAAAUAGAUGAUGGAACUAAGGCUGACAUAUACUUGAAUGUGUUAAAGUAGCUUUUUUUAUAGUAUGCACAUACUGUAUGUUCGUGUGGUCGUUUUUUCUGUUAAUUGAUUCCUGAAUGCAGAAAGUGCCAAAGUAGAGGUCCUCAAAAAAAUGGGUGUUUCUUUUCGAAUGAAGACUGACUAGUCUUCAUAAUAAAUUGCCGUUGUCAUCAAAACAAUAUUGUGACUUUAUGAUCAAGGGAAGUCUGAUGUUAAAUAAUGAGUGAUAUAAAAACUGAAUCAUAUACUGACUGAUAACUGUGUUGUGCAAAAGAUAUUUGAUUUCUAACAUUUAAAAAAUGUCAAAUUCACCCCAAAAUGAAAAUUCUGUCAAGUACACUCAUCUGUCUGAACUUUUGUUCAUCUUCAAAACAGAUAUGAAAGAUUGCUGUAUUUCCAUUAAAAAAAGUCCAUUAUACCAAAACUUCAAUGCCUCUAGAAGUAUGUACAUUUGAGCUUAUAUUUACUAUAUUUCAUGUGCUUUAUAUUUGUUCUCUGAUCAGUGUUUAUAUGUGAAUAAAAGUAAAUCUGUUCAUCAUAUAAAGCAAUUGUGUCUACUCAGAAGACUUGGAUUAAACCAUGAUUUAAAUAAAUAUCCUUUAUCAAAAAUAUUUUUUAAAAGGUGUCGUUUUGGUGGAAUGGACUUUCAAAAAAAAAAAGGGACAGAAAUCAGUUUUUUAUACCUUAAUCUGUGGUUUGAAGAUGAAUGAAAGUAUAAUGGGGUUGGAAUGACAUGAGGGUGAGUAAAUGAUGACAAUUUUCAUUUUAGGGUGAAGUAACCCUUCAAAGUCUUUGGUAAUAUAUGUAGAAAGCAGCAACAAUUUCCAAAGUUAAAUAAAGUUGUUCAUGGUCAACAAAGAUAAACCAAGUAUAAGUUCUUGGAGAGGGGACAAUAGUUGGGGGAGGGGUUAAACAACACACACAAGCAAACCCAUUUUCCAACUGUUUAUUUCCAUUUUUCCAGUUGUUAUGAUGUUAACACAGUUGAAUUUCAGUGCAUUCUAAUGAGGUGGUAAUCUGCUAACCCUAAUAUAAAACAACUGCAUCAGUUUGUGAAGUCUAAUAAACCCAGCACCAUGAUCUUAUAGUUCUUGUACAGUGUUUUGGACUUAAAAUCAAAUGCUAUAAGCAGGUCAUGCAAGAUACCGCCCAUCGUUGAGAUUGGGGAUGAGAAACUUUUCCUCUCCAUUUUUAUUAUUCUCUUUUCUUUUUCUCGAAACAGCAAAACAUGGACAGAACCCUUCCAAAAAUGGUCGCAUUGAUGUCGAGUCUGAAAUAACAUGGUUCAUUGUUCAGCUUUUGAGUUACUGCACAUAAGCUGAAGGAAACAAAAAACAGUCUAGAAUAAACAAAGACACACACUCGUUGGAUUGUAUACACAUACAUACAGUACAUUCUCACAGAUUCAAACUAUACAGACACUUGAACACUCCUAUUUUUCUGAAUAAAUAAAUAAAUAAAAUGAAAUCAAGGUUACAGUAAUACUUGUAAAAUGUGAGCUGUAUGGCAUCAAGUGUGAGGUAGUUCAGACUCGACCUUUAAACGGCUCUUGUGUUUCGUGCCUAAAAGCUUUUGCUCUUUGCAGUAACAGCAGGCUCAGGCUUCCCAGGCAAGUAUGUAGGGCUUAAUAUCAUUGCCACUGUUAAGAGCACUUAAAACAAAACAACAACAUAAAGUAAUAGCAAAAUAUUUCGUUUUUUUUACCCUGUGCACAGGUAAAUAAAUCCAAUGGGCUGAACCCCACAUCAACAACAUUCAGAUUCCCACUUUCUACUCCACAACUUCAGGCCUAUUCAACAUUCUCUCACCUUCACAUUCUAAAGCAAAUGUAAAACAAACCCACUUCCCUGAUAUAUCUUAAACUUUUUAUCAAAUAAUGAGUGGAGCUCCACAGUAUUCAAUGUCACAAGUUACAAAGCCAUACGUACAGUAGGUCAAUCCCCAAUACAAUAGGUCCCGUUCAUUUACAGCACAUUACAUGCCAUUAAAGAUCUUCCAACCUGACGGGAGAAACAAAAAAAAAAAAAAAAAAACACUAAAAGUAAAACCAAUCUAGAGAUCUGGUUCUUUUCAAUGU
This is a messenger RNA of Onychostoma macrolepis, 7455 nucleotides long. RefSeq names its product Rho GTPase activating protein 22 (gene arhgap22a). Bases 2270 to 4381 code for a protein of 703 amino acids. The transcript is spliced from 10 exons. Gene Ontology annotation, molecular function: GTPase activator activity. The record is from RefSeq and is a predicted model, not a curated record. Gene Ontology annotation, biological process: signal transduction; activation of GTPase activity. Lineage: Eukaryota; Metazoa; Chordata; Actinopteri; Cypriniformes; Cyprinidae. Gene Ontology annotation, cellular component: focal adhesion.